Molecule: messenger RNA, 1317 nt
Organism: Trichoderma aggressivum f. europaeum
Lineage: Eukaryota; Fungi; Ascomycota; Sordariomycetes; Hypocreales; Hypocreaceae
Exons: 1
Coding region: 1-1317 (438 amino acids)
Biological process (GO): iron-sulfur cluster assembly
Cellular component (GO): cytosolic [4Fe-4S] assembly targeting complex
Molecular function (GO): protein binding
Source: RefSeq, a predicted model, not a curated record
AUGGCCUCUGCUAAAAUCGUUCAGUUGCAAUCCCUAACACCCGAUCUCCACGAGCGUGCCUGGGUAUCGAUACCGCAUCCGAGUCUCCCUCUAAUUGCAACCGCGCAUGGAAAGAAUGUCACCGUCUUCUCCCUGUCCACACUUUCUUUGCACAGCGUUUUAGCCGAUGGCCAUUCACGGUCCGUCCGAAGCGUGUCGUGGAAACCCAACCUGCCGCCGCAUAAUCUAUGCCUCAUCACAGGCAGUUUCGAUUCUUCCGCUGGCGUGUGGCGCUGGGUCAACGGAGGUGACGAGGGCGACAAUGAUUCUGCCGAUGGCCUUGGCAGGGAUAUGACGAGAGGGCUGGUACAUGAAGAUUCUGCCAAGACUGGCGACUGGGACUAUAACCUUGUGCUUGAGGGCCAUGACUCGGAAGUCAAAGGCUGCGCCUUUUCUCCCUCCGGCGCCUACCUCGCAACUUGCUCGCGUGACAAGUCUAUUUGGAUUUGGGAGGAUAUAGCCAGUGCUGAGUCUGAGGAUGACUGGGAAACCAUUGCGGUUCUCAACGAACACGAGGGAGAUGUAAAAGCUGUAGCCUGGUGUCCCGAUGUACCCGGGCGCAACAAUGUUGGACAGCGCUAUUACAGUGUCGACGUACUCGCCAGCGCCAGUUAUGAUAAUACAGCACGCAUCUGGCGCGAGGACUCUGACGGAGAGUGGGUUUGCGUCGCUGUCCUACAGGGACACCAGGGAACGGUUUGGGGAGUAGAAUGGGAGCCACGGCCAAAGAAUGAUGCAUUUCCUAGACUCAUGACGUUUUCGGCCGAUGGAACGAUCCGCGUGUGGACGCUUGAGCAAGGGAAGGACGGCACCGAUGCAGAUGGUUCAACAAUACCCCAAGAUCGGCUGGGUGGCAUACCAAGCACAAUGAGAAGGUCUUUUAGAGAACAGUGGAAUUGCACAGCCGUGCUGCCCAAAGUACACGACAAGGACGUAUAUUCGGUUACAUGGAGCGCUGAAUCUGGCCUUGUAGCCAGCACCGGAAGUGAUGGAAUCGUUGCUUUGUACAAAGAAGACAACGACGUUGUCUCAAACUUCCAGUCUACCCCCGAAGAUAAUGCGCCUAAUGACUCGAAUAACGAUUCCACUGCCAGUGGUCCACAGUGGCAGCUUUCGACCACGGUUCCCAAUGCCCACGGGCCGUACGAGAUUAACCAUAUCACCUGGUGUCGGAGACACGAUGCGGGUUCGACAAGAAGAGGAGAAGAGGAAAUGCUAGUCACCACAGGCGACGACGGAGUAGUCCAAUCAUGGCAAGUGGAAGUGAAAUCUCCAUAA